Molecule: messenger RNA, 5153 nt
Organism: Labrus mixtus (cuckoo wrasse)
Lineage: Eukaryota; Metazoa; Chordata; Actinopteri; Labriformes; Labridae
Gene: adam10a
Product: ADAM metallopeptidase domain 10a
Exons: 16
Coding region: 223-2490 (755 amino acids)
Biological process (GO): membrane protein ectodomain proteolysis; Notch signaling pathway
Cellular component (GO): synaptic membrane; plasma membrane
Molecular function (GO): metalloendopeptidase activity involved in amyloid precursor protein catabolic process
Source: RefSeq, a predicted model, not a curated record
GUUGGCAACACACGCCGGAAGGGAGGAGGGACCUGUCUGUCGGUGUAUCUGUCUGUCUGACGACGGGGUUGCAGGAGACAGGCAGAGCCGCCGGUGUUUGUGAUGGGAGCUCACUAACGAGGAAGGGCGACUACACCUUUAAGUGAAAGAGAAAACUCAGAAACAUUCAGCGGUGUUGCUGGGUCGCGUUGCUGGUUUAUUGGGCUUACUGGGACUUUCGAUAUGAUAAUUUUUAAAAUAUUUUUUUUAUUUUGCUGCCUACCAAAUGUCACAGGUCAGUUUGGGAACCCCUUAAACAAAUACAUUCGCCACUAUGAAGGUUUAUCAUACGACACAGAUGCCCUACACAACAGUCACCAGAGAGCCAAGAGGGCCCUCUCUCCUCAGGACAGGACUGUGACCCUGGACUUCCAGGCACAUGGAAGAUAUUUUAACUUGAAGAUGAAGAGAGAUACAACUCUGUUUCCUCCAGAUCUCAUCGUUGAGGUAUCAGGAGUGGAGGAACCUGUUGAUACAUCUCAUAUUUACAGUGGAGAAGUCUUUGGUGAGAAGGGCACCCUGACCCAUGGCUCGGUGGUCGAUGGGCGCUUUGAAGGUUUCAUUGUAACUCACCAAGGAACAUACUAUGUUGAACCCUCAGAAAGGUACCUUAAGGACAAGAAUGUACCCUUCCACUCUGUCAUCUAUCACGAGGAUGACAUUGAUUAUCCUCAUAAGUAUGGCUCAGAGGGUGGCUGCGCUGACCACUCGGUGUUUGACAGGAUGAGGAAGUACCAGGCAUCAGCAGCAGAGGAGCCAGUCAAAGAUAAAAACAGCGUCUUAGAGGAGGAGAGCUCUCAUGGUCCUGUUAUUCUGAGGAGAAAAAGAGCAGCAGCAAAGGAGAAAAACACUUGCCAGCUCUUCAUCCAGACUGACCAUCUUUUCUUUAAAUACUACGGCACAAGAGAGGCUGUCAUUGCCCAGAUCUCCAGUCACGUCAAGGCCAUUGACUCCGUCUACCAGGGCACAGACUUCAUGGGCAUCCGAAACAUCAGCUUCAUGGUCAAAAGGAUUAGAAUAAAUUCCACAAAUGAUGAAAAGGACAAAUCAAAUCCUUUUCGCUUUGCCAACAUCGGAGUGGAAAAGUUUCUGGAGCUAAACUCUGAACAGAACCACGAUGACUACUGCCUUGCUUACGUCUUCACCGACAGGGACUUUGAUGAUGGGGUGCUCGGCUUGGCUUGGGUUGGCGCUCCUUCAGGAAGCUCUGGAGGCAUCUGUGAGAAGAGCAAAUUGUACUCCGACGGGAAGAGGAAGUCUCUGAACACUGGUAUCAUCACUGUUCAGAACUACGCCUCACAUGUCCCUCCCAAGGUGUCACACAUCACCUUUGCUCAUGAAGUGGGCCACAACUUUGGCUCCCCUCAUGACUCUGGGAUUGAAUGCACCCCUGGAGAGUCUAAGCACCAGGAAGAAAAGGAGCGGGGAAACUACAUCAUGUAUGCAAGAGCUACAUCAGGAGACAAACUAAACAACAACAAGUUCUCCAUCUGCAGCAUCCGCAAUAUAAGUGCUGUUCUGGCCAAAAAGAGAGACGAUUGCUUUGUCGAGUCUGGCCAGCCUAUCUGUGGAAAUGGACUGGUGGAAAUUGGAGAACAAUGUGACUGCGGAUACAGCGAUCAGUGUAAAGACACCUGCUGCUAUAACGCCAAUGAAGCAGAGGGCAAAAGAUGCAAACUCCAACCUGGCAAAAUCUGCAGUCCCAGCCAAGGCCCAUGCUGCACAGGGGAGUGUACUUUUAUGGGCAGUAUAGCAAAGUGCAGACUGGAGUCAGAGUGUGCCAAAGAGGGCAUGUGCAACGGAGCUACUGCUCUGUGUCCAUCCUCAGAACCAAAGCAAAACUUCACAUCCUGCCAUUCAGAGACACAAGUCUGCCUUAAUGGGGUAUGCUCUGGUUCAAUUUGCGAAAAGUAUGGCCUGGAGGUUUGCACCUGUGCCAGCCAAAACAGCCAGGAUGAAGCAGCUGAGCUGUGCCACGUGUGCUGCAUGGAGAAAAUGGAACCCAGCACCUGCAGCAGCUCAGGCUCAGAGAAAUGGGCCCAAUACUUCAACAAGAAGGUGACGACGCUGCAGCCUGGUUCCCCCUGCAACGACUUCAAGGGCUACUGUGAUGUAUUCAUGAGGUGUCGUCUGGUGGAUGCUGACGGGCCCCUGGCAAGGCUGAAGAAGGCCAUCUUCAAUGCAGAACUCUAUGAAAAUAUUGCAGAGUGGAUAGUGGCUCACUGGUGGGCAGUGCUGUUGAUGGGCAUCGCUCUUAUUAUGCUAAUGGCUGGCUUCAUCAAAAUCUGCAGUGUCCACACCCCCAGCAGCAACCCCAAACUGCCUCCACCAAAGCCACUGCCAGUUACCCUGAAAAGGAGAAGACAGCAGCAACCAAACCAGCAGUCCCAGGGCCAGCGUCACCUCCGUCAGCCAAGAGAGAACUAUCAAAUGGGACAUAUGAGACGCUGAGACACUGCUCCGCUCUUUGCCUUGGUUCUUCCUAGUGCCUACAUCGGGAGCACUUCACUCCAAAGAGAUACCUUUAUUACAUUUAGCAAAAUACAAAGAACUUGCACCUGGAAUCGAUUUUUCACUGGACUAAGCCUGAAGUUUGGGGCCUAACAAACUCAUUCAGCACAUCUGCUCUGAGAGCCAGAUUAGCAGUGGUUCAAACAGCUUUUAUAGUAAAUAACUUUUGCAAGGAGCAACAGGAGGAGAAAUUCACUGAUCUCUGAAAUGUCGUCUUAAUCCUUUUUUAAUCCUUUUUUCUUCCCCAGAAUGGAGGCUAGGGAAGCAUAUUCACCUUCCCCUGUCCUCCGUCUGUACCAUCUGCUUUUCCCCCUGUUCUUCCUCUCUGAGGUGCUGCCAUCAUCAGCACAAUAGCAGGAUUGCAAGUCAAAUUGUUUUUGAGAGGUUAAGUUCUAAAUACAUCUAAUUUUUGCCAAUAUAAUAAGAUGUUUCAAAUCAAAAUACCAUAACAAGCUUUUUAUUUCAAAGCAUACAUGUUCUUUCAGCGUGCAAUCUUACAGAUAUUGUAGUACUUUUUCUCUGUUUCAAUGAUUAUUUUUUAAUUCACUUUCUCAGGAUUUAUAAAAAACAACAGUGGACAAGAGUAUGGAGUGAAAAGGUGGCUGCUUGCGUUUUUUAAGUCCCUCCUAACUGUAUAGAAGGGUUGCGGGGCUGUAGAGGAGAGGUUGCUUGAAAAGAAUGUAGAUAAACACGCUGAAUAAGAUUACAUAGUCAUCCAAUAUCAGAUCCUGUGGAGGGGAGAGAGAUGCUUUGGUUAUGUAGAUUUCUUGUGAUAGGGUUCUGCAGCCGUGUUUACAUAGAGGCAGAGUCUGUGGCUGAGAGAAAAGCUUUCUACUACUUGAUUGUAACACAUCAUCUUUUAUUUUAUAAAACCUGUUUCUACCUGAUUCAUCGCUUUCACUCCUAUUUGUGGCACAUUUUGUAUAACAACCACUUUGUGCUACAUGUAUUCAGAAUAUAAAUAGUUAAGAAUGUUUCUAAACUUAACUCUUGGGACAAAAAAAUCCUUCAUAAACGAGAAGUAAUUUUGGAAAGAAAGUGUCCUGGAGUGAUUGUCUCACCCACGUUCUUUUUUUUUUUAAUUGUUGUUUUCUGUCACUUUUCAAUUGCACACACUGGCUGUUAUUUAAGAAAUGACUAAAUCUGUUCAAACCACUAAAAUGCAGUUAAAUCCUCUGGGCCUCUGUAGCCUGGUGAGCCCUUCUGGAUAAUGUGAUUUUGGAUUGAGCUUUUAUUGAUUUUACUUGCAGUUCAGAUUAUUUAUAUGUGAAGAAAUCAGUUGAGUAAAUCUCGAGCUUCUGAUUUUAUUGCUGCUUUGUUGUUGCUGUUAGCAAACAGAGAGAAAAAUCACUUUGCGUUAGCCAUCCAGCCGCUGUUCUGUCCUUUCAUUUUCCACUUUUCAGAUUUUCCUUUAAGAAACUCUGUAUCCCUUGGUUCACCCUCUUGGUUUUUGUAGACAUUAAAAUGUGCCUACUCAGAGCAGUGUGACUGAAGUCGGUGUACCGGCGUCAGUGAUCUUUAGUAGGCCUGAAACCAAGCAUGUGGUGGCACUUCAGCCCGAGCACUGUUCAGAGUCUUGGCCGCUGAGAUUGCAGUGGCAAUUAAAAACACAAAAUGUCAUAAUAUAAUUUGCUUUUUUCAGAUCUUUGAGGGCCCACUAUAAUAAUUACUUUGUACAACACUCGAACAGCUCUGAUUUGACUUCCAUUGAGUCUCUGUUUGUAUUGAACCAGAUUAAAUUAAGGAAAACUUCACUGACAGAUGGUUGAGAGUGCGGCCUUUAAAAUAUAAUGAAAUAUUUAUAUGUAUAGUUUCUGUAUGAUUAUUUUAGACUGCUAUGACUUGGCGGAGAAAUACAGAUAUUUUUUUCUUACCCUUGCAUCCAGCGUGUGGUGAGCUGCUGGAUGCUUUCAUUUAUCCCUCCGAUAGAUUCUAUGCAGAGUAUCACAGAGCUCAACAGCGAACAAGUAAGCCUCUUACAGAGAAAUGCCUUCAAUGUUUUCUCUUCAAUGGGUACAUGGAAGAUGUGUUUUCUGUCAUUUGUUUCUCUACAAACAAAAUAUGCAAUCCUCUGUUGCUUUAGAAACUGAUUUUGUUUGUUUUUUUUGGUGCUACUAGCAGUGCUUUUUUUAUUGGGUCUGAGCUUAAAGUUAUUUUCAUUGUCUUUGGCAAAUUGUAAAGCUUCUGCGUGUGAAGUAUGUGUGAAUGGCAUGCGUGAGUGUGUGUGCAUGUGUGUGCGUGAAAGAUGCUUCACUGAAUCAUCUUCGUUGUUAUUGUAAACUGAGGACUAUACUGGGUUUUAGGGGAUUAUACUCUGGGAAUUCUUUCUUCAUGAAUUGCUAUGAUGUUGAGAAAAUGUGCACUGAAGUGUAAGUGAUGUAAACAGCAAAUCCAAAAUGGUAUAGAUUCAUUACUACUGUCUUGAUUUGAAUCUGUUCUAUGUUUUAUACAGUGUCUUCAAAUGUCUAUUUGUUUUUCACCCUGUUUUUGUUGUUUCCCAUUUUGCUUAAGUUGAAAUUGAAUUAAAUUUGCAAAGGUAAUAUACAAAAAUUGAAUUUCCUUUGAACUACUUGAACUGCAUUAAUAAACCUGAUUUGAUCAAA